Molecule: messenger RNA, 1983 nt
Organism: Didymodactylos carnosus
Lineage: Eukaryota; Metazoa; Rotifera; Eurotatoria; Philodinida; Philodinidae
Source: the annotation of a GenBank genome assembly
AUGUUUGCAUGGAGAAGCUAUAAAGGGGUCAUUCUGGGCAGGAUUGUUCCAGAAGCUGCUUCUCAUGCGGAUGGUUUUAGUAAAAUGAAGACUAUUAGUAAAUUAUCUAAAACGCCUAAAACACCACAAACGUCCGCUGAAAAAUCAGCAGCAAAAAUUCAGAAUGCAUUUCGUACACAUCAAGCACGUUUAAAAUUAAAGAGCCAAGCAGCUUGGCAAAUUCAUGAAAAACUCGAAUAUUCAAGUGAACAAACAGAGAGUAAACUCAAAGAUAUGUUCGAAAAAUUAUUACGAGCUUCAUCAUCUUUAUCUCCAUCUGUUUCGAAAUUAUUGCAUAAAGCAAAAGAAAAAGAACUUCUUUGUUCAACAAAUCCGGAUGCUAUCGAAGUUGAUUCGAGUUAUACUGGAUUACAUAUUCAAGGACCAAUUACACGAAAAUUGCUUGUAGAUUUGAUCGAAACAUCUCAGCAAGGAAAGAUUUUACAUGAAAAAUAUGUUUGUGAAAUUUUACAUCAAGCUCGAGUAAUUUUAAAAUCGUUACCGAACUUUAAUCAUAUUGAUUUAGCUAAUUUAAAACAUGUAUUCAUUGUGGGAGAUUUACAUGGUCAACUACAAGAUUUAUUACAUAUAUUUGAUUCAAACGGAUUACCAUCGACAGAUAAUGCCUAUGUUUUCAACGGUGAUUUUGUUGAUAGAGGCAACAAUUCAGUUGAAGUUAUUUUAAUAUUAUUAACAGCACUUAUACUUUAUCCCAGUUCAGUAUUUUUAAACAGAGGCAAUCAUGAAGAUAUUAUGGUUACAGUUAGAUAUGGUUUUCAUAAUGAAGUAAAUAAAAAAUAUCGAAAUCGUACAGUACCAUUAUUAGAUUUAUUCAAAGAUGUAUUUAGUUGGUUACCAUUAUAUUCGUACGUUGAUGCUGGUCAAGCAAAAUUAAUUAUUAUGCAUGGUGGAAUAUCGGAUAGAAUUAAUUUAAAAAAAUUAAAUAGUUUAGCAAGAAAUAGAUAUGUUUCUAUUGAAGUUCCACCAGAAUCAAAACAAGGUGGAAAAAAACUGACCGAAGAAGAAGAUCUUGAAUAUCAUCAGGUUCAAGAUUUAUUUUGGAGUGAUCCAGAUCCAAAAGGUCGUAAAGGUUGUCGUCCGAAUGAUGAUCGAAAAUUGGCAUGUUUUUUUGGAAGUGAUGUUACAGAAUAUUUUUUAAAAAAGUAUAGUUUAUCAAUGAUUAUACGAUCACAUCAAGUAAAACAAGCUGGCUAUGAGUUUGCUCAUAAUGGAAAGUUAUUAACUAUUUUUUCGGCAUCAAAUUAUUGUGGUGGACACAAUUGGGGCGCUGUUAUACGAUGGGAUUAUAAUCAAGAAGACCCAUGGAUAAUAUCUUAUAAAACAGAAGCAGUCGAUUUAAAUAAAGUUAGUUUUAAUAAAAAAGUGACAUUAUUUGAAGAUCCAGCUUAUCGUUCAUUAAUGGAAAAAAUUCUGUCAAAUAAAACUAAACUUUUGGAAGAAUUUGAAAAAGCAGAUAAAACUAAAAGCAAUCGUUUAUCAUUAAAAAUAUGGUCAGAAAUCAUGUUAGAAGUAUUAGUAUUAGAUUUACCAUGGUUGACAUUAAGAACAAGAUUAGUACAAGAAGAUACCAAAGGAAUUAUUUAUCGUACUUUAUUUGAUGAUUUUGUUAUUAGUAAUCCAAAAUUUCAAAUGCAAAAUGCCGGUAUUAUGGAGGAUUUAUAUUAUUAUAAAGAUAUGUUAUUAGCAUUAUUCAAUUUAAUCGAUUAUAAUCAUUCAGGCUUUAUUUCUCGUAAUGAGUUUUCUGAUAUUAUUCGUAUUAUACUUGUCGAUGAAAAUCAAAAUGGUGGUAGUGAAAAAGCGUCGAACAUAGUCAAUGAUGAAUAUAUUGAAGAGCUUACAUCAGCAAUGGAUUUUGAUAAAAAUGGAAAAAUUGAUUUUAAUGAAUUUUUAGAAAGUUUUCGUAUUGUUAAUGUUAAGGGAUAA